This is a messenger RNA of Lodderomyces pseudojiufengensis, 291 nucleotides long. RefSeq lists its product as uncharacterized. NCBI's taxonomy places the organism in Eukaryota, Fungi, Ascomycota, Pichiomycetes, Serinales, Debaryomycetaceae. The record is from RefSeq and is a predicted model, not a curated record. The coding region runs from base 1 to 291 and encodes 96 amino acids. The transcript has a single exon.
AUGAAAAUUUCAAUUCUUUAUUCUGAAAUAGUUGGAUUUCAAAAUACUAUGAAAAGCAUUGUUUUAAUAUCUGUGACUACACCCAAGAUUGAAACAUUAACUGAAACUUCAACUGCUUUUGUUAUUAAAUCAAAUAUUGUCUGUAUUUGUUCGAGAGCAGUAGUACUGAUCUUGAUAUCAUCUUUAAGCUCCAAUAAUAAAAUACAAAUAAGUAAAGAUGAAAUCAAGAUCAGAACCACUGCGCUCGAACAGGUUAUGAGUCCUUCUCUUGACUUUAAUUAUAAUUUGUAG